AUGAAGCUUCAUCUAAGGUAUCGUCCAAUUCAAGAGGUUGGCUUCCUACAAGUACUUUGCAGUCGAAAAUAUUACAGGGCCAUGUGGUUGUGUUCUUUAACAGUCUUAAUUAUGAUGAUUACUUAUCACCUAAAUGGGGAAGAACUAGGUAUACGUGAGUUCGAUAGAAAGAAUUUCGUCGGAGGCAAGUUCAAACAUGCGAUAUCGCUGCUUCUAAAGAAUUCUUCGCCCACGAAUACAAAGCUGAUCUUAAAUGCAAGUCUCAGUAUAAAACAAAAAUCGACUGUGAUACAAAAUUCUACAAAAGAUGGAUCAACUCAUACAAAUGAUUGUCAACGUUGGUGUCACAAAAAAAACACUGCCAGUUCGACGUAUUUUCUCAGUGGAGUCUUGCUUGUACGAAUUUACUCCAGCGACUUGGCAAAACUCAGCACAAGAGAACUACUCCAAUGGCUUUAUUAUCUAAAGUACGCUGGUUUUGAACAUGUUUACGUGUACGAUGCUUAUGUUUAUGAGAAUGAAUCACAAAAGAACGCUCUUGAAUUCCUCGUAAAGGAAGAUUUCGUCACUUACGUGGACUGGAGUCACAACGCGUUUCCCUACUCAAUAACUGGGACUCAGGAAAGUGCCUAUCAACAUUGCUUAAAAACUUGGGGCAAUAAAUCGUAUUGGCAGGCAAGCAUCGAUAUGGAUGAGUACCCUUUCUGUCCAGAGGACACUAAACCCAAUUUUAUGCAACGUUUCAUAGCUAAUUUUUCCAGAGAACAACCUCGUGUUUCUCAGAUAACGAUGAAAAAUUUCCUGUUUCUUGGUAAACCUCUGAGCGAUAAGGAACACCCGAUCCUUAUCGACCGCCUCAAGCGGAGAACACACAGACCGGCCAACGAUUUGGUUAAACCCAUCUACAAGACUUCGCAUAUAAAGCAAUCUCAUGUCCAUCACCACGACUUGUCACAUGGCUUUUCAGUGGACGCUGAUGAAAAUAAGAUAAGACUUAACCAUUACUGGGGUGCCAGGCUUCAAAAUUGGGGAGAAGACACGCCAGAAAUUUUAUCAAAAACAAUGGAAGAUAACACAGUGGAGGAAAUUGUAAGAGAACUCCAAAAGUGUGAUCAUGUUUGCCUGCCGGACGGAUCCAUAAUUCAUACAGUUCGCUGGAAUUGAGCGAUUUUCGAUCUUUUAAACUAAUGUUAUGUUUUUAUUUGUUUAAAAUGUUGCCAACCGCUUUAUAUUUAUUUUCUUUUGGUAUAGAUUACUACAAUAAUGAAUACAAGACAACGAGACAGAAAAUGAAAAUUAGAAAAAAUUAAACCACAACACACUACAUUAAACGAUGCUAUUGAACUAUAAAAUGUUUUUCUUUGUCCUUAUCAAUUACAUUCUGUUGUUCGUAGCCAAACAAAAUUUAAGAAGGGAAAAAAUGCUUUCACCUAUAUUUAGAGAUAGAGCUCUGUAGAUAAGAGCUUAAUGAAAUAUUCAUUUAAUGAAUGAGCGUUCCAAGAAGAAGCUCUGUGUGUCGCCGGCGUUUAAAAGAUAAUAAGAAAUAAAGAA
This is a messenger RNA of Pocillopora damicornis (cauliflower coral), 1551 nucleotides long. RefSeq lists its product as uncharacterized. The record is from RefSeq and is a predicted model, not a curated record. Gene Ontology annotation, cellular component: cytoplasm. Gene Ontology annotation, molecular function: glycosyltransferase activity. NCBI's taxonomy places the organism in Eukaryota, Metazoa, Cnidaria, Anthozoa, Scleractinia, Pocilloporidae.